Molecule: messenger RNA, 3979 nt
Organism: Colletotrichum destructivum
Lineage: Eukaryota; Fungi; Ascomycota; Sordariomycetes; Glomerellales; Glomerellaceae
Product: Putative major facilitator superfamily, MFS transporter superfamily
Exons: 3
Coding region: 1102-3213 (703 amino acids)
Biological process (GO): transmembrane transport
Cellular component (GO): plasma membrane
Molecular function (GO): transmembrane transporter activity
Source: RefSeq, a predicted model, not a curated record
CCCUGAAUCUGCGACCAGGAUCAGAGAUGCGCACACCAUCAACUUGUGCAUGUGGCCUCUUGCUCGCCCGCCUCUUCCUCGAGCAUCCUUUCUACUGCAUCCAUAGCGUCUUCGAGACCCGGUCACCUGCCCGUCUGUCAAGGUUGCCGAGUCUAUCCAGUGGACGAACAUCUAUCUCUUUCUCUCAAAUUCCCCACGGAACCCGCCCGAGGCGACACACGCAAGACGGGAGCAUGAAUCCCGCGUCUUCCUAUGCUCGACGCUUGACUCGGUGGCCGGCCAAUCCUGACAUCGGCCUGCCGAUAUCUCCUUUCGUCCCAUGUCCCUCCCCCCUCCGGCUGUGUCAAGCAUACUAUGUAGAAUUGCUACUAGUCCUUGGCUGCCCCCUUUCGCCAUACCACAUAUAAAGCCAUAAAGCUCGAGGUUCAUCCUUGCUCUGCUAGUCGCCUGGCCCUACGUGAGACACGACUCCGGUCACUCACUCAAUCAGAGUCCAACGGCGCAUUCGCACUCUGACGCCAUCGCUCUGCACGGUCCCCGAACGCCUCUGGAUAGAAGUCUGGAGAAGCCAUCCACAAGCCCCCUUUGGAAGUGCUCGUUUGUUGACAUACAACGCCAUCUCUCCCACCGCCCGUCGACAGAUCCGUUGCGACGCUAUCUCUGGUCCAUUUCGUCUUCUCCUCUCCAUCGCUCUUUGUUCUCUUCCUCCCCAACAUCUCAUCAACGACGCCGGUUCGAGUUCAGCAUAGCUCCGCACCCGUCAGCUGAAAUUUUAAAUUUCCUAGGGGGGAGUUCAUUGUCGCGUUUUCUCGGUUCCUUCGUCCCGCCUCUGGGACGCCUGCAACCUUAUAUCUUCUGGACGCACGGUUGAUCUCAAAGAAGCAUGCGUGGCAUGCCCGACCGAACUUGGGAUCAAAUUUCAGUCUAACCUUCGCCCCCAAGUCUUGGCAUCUCUUGACUUGACCGUCCUCGUGCCUCCCUUAUUUUUCCACCUCUUUGCAAAGAAUCUGCAACAUUCUUGCGUUAUCGUCAGCAGACACAACACCGACACAGUCUCAAGCUUGCUCUUCUUGAGCCGGGAAACUGUCAAAACCGGCAGGAAUGGCGGGCGUUCUGACUUGGAAGAGCCGCUUUGGGGGUGUUUUUGGCAACAAGCCGGAAAAUGCCGAUAGGACAGAGGGCGAACAUGCCGGCAUCCCCAAAUGGAGUAUGGGUGUCCUCAACGACCCAAAGACGAUCGAAGUGCCCGGCUCGGUUCUUCUUCUCGCCAGUCAUCGCAACGAGCCCCUGGGCUUGCGCAAUGCGCCCGCUAGGACUUCUCACUCAUCCAUCCCCACGGGUUUCCCGGAGCCGGUCGAGACACCGACUGGUAGCCGUUCUCCCGCACACGCGGCCCCACCGGCCGAGGUCGAGGCCAAGACCACCAAGGACGGAAUUAUCCUCAACCCCCAACCGGAAGAGUCGGCCAACGACCCUCUCAACUGGCCCGCCUGGCGACGCGACUGCGCCCUGCUGUCUCUCGGCUUCUACUGCAUGGUCGGCGGAGGAAUGACCCCCUUGCUCGCUGCCGGCUUCACCAACGUGGCUGAGGACUACCACAUCGAGACGGAAACUGUUUCCCUGACCACAGGCUUGUACAUGAUGGGCAUGGGUCUCGGCUCGGUCAUCUUCUCGCCGACGGCCAUCCUGUACGGAAAGAGACCAGUCUACCUGUUUAGCGCCAUCAUCUUCAUCGCCAGUUCCGUAUGGGCCGCCCUGUCGCCCAACUUCACGUCUCUCAUCCUGGCCAGAAUCUUUCAGGGCAUCUCUGUGAGCCCGGUCGAGUGUCUUCCGUCGGCCACCAUUGCCGAGAUCUUCUUUCUUCACGAGCGUGCGUUCCGCAUCGGCAUUUACACAUUACUGCUGCUCGGUGGUAAGAACCUGGUUCCGCUCAUUAGUGCCGUCGUCAUACAAGCCUUGGGAUGGCGAUGGGUUUUUUGGGUCGUUGCAAUGAUUGUCGCCCUCUGCGGCGUGCUCCUCUUCUUCUUCGUGCCCGAGACCUUUUGGGACCGGACGCCCCUCCCCAAAUCGCGGAAGCCAUCUCGACGACCGAGCUUCGGGCGGAGGCAGUCAUCGCGCCACCAAGUUCCUCAAGUGCCUGCGGAUGUCAACGCAGCCCCCGCCGACAAUGUCCCCCAGUCACCGCACCAUCACAAGGACCUGCACGUCGGGUUUGCUCCCGACCCCGACCAAGGCGCCCGGGGCAACGACGACAUCGAGAAACAGGCAGGUAGCGCCUCCGACUCGCCCAACCCGGCACCCGCCAUCCGAACCUCUGGCACCUCCGGCACCCCUACGUCGGGGUCGGAAUACUUCGCCAAGGCCCCGGCCAUCGAGAGCGAGAAGCUCCCCACGCGCUCCUCGGACGUCAACUCGCCGCCAAAGGCCCUCGCCUACACCCACACGCUCCGGCACCAGCCCGCAAAGUCCUUCACGGAGCAGCUGAAGCCCUGGAACGGCCGGCUCAACCACGACAGAUGGUUCAAAGUCAUGCUCCGGCCCUUUGUCCUCUUCGCCUACCCGGCGGUGCUCUGGUCCUCGGUCGUGUACGCCCUGUCGGUCGGCUGGCUGAUUGUUGUGUCCGAGUCAGUGGCCCUCAUCUAUCGCAACCGCGAGUCAUACAACUUUGACGCCCUGCAAACGGGCCUUGUAUACCUCUCUCCCUUCGUCGGCGGCAUCCUCGGUACCGCUGUCGCCGGCAAGGUCAGCGACAUCAUCGUCAAGAGCAUGGCCCGCCGCAACGGCGGCCUGUACGAGCCCGAGUUCCGCCUCGUCAUGGCCGCGCCCGUCGCCAUCACCACCGUCAUCGGCCUCAUGGGCUUCGGCUGGUCGGCCGAGGAGCGGGACCACUGGAUUGUGCCGACCGUCUUCUUCGGCCUCAUCUCGUUCGGCUGCACGCUGGGGUCGACGACGUCCAUCACGUUCUGCGUGGACAGCUACCGGCAGUACGCCGGGGAGGCGCUCGUCACGCUCAACUUCAGCAAGAACAUCUUCCACGGGCUGGUCUUCAGUCUCUUCGUCACGCACUGGCUCAGCGACGACGGGCCCAAGACCGUCUUUAUCUGGCUCGGCGUCAUCCAGCUCAUUUUUCUCUUCUUCUCCAUCCCGAUGUACAUGUACGGCAAGCGGGCGCGCAUGUGGACCGUGAGGAAGAACUUUAUGGAGAAGCUGUGAGCGGGUUUUGUCAUUUGGAUAAAUCCUUUCUUUUUUGGGUGGGGGGGGUUUCUCUUGCAUGAUGCUGGCGUCGGACGCGGAAGCAUUUUAUUUUGUGCGGCAUACGGGCCCUUUCUUGCAUUUCAACAGCGUCGCAUAUGUUGUUCAACCAUCUCCCAGCGGCUCUUUGACGGUAGCAUCUCCUGGUUUUCCCUCUUCAUUGGCAUCUUUGGUUGGGUUCCUGCAGAGCACUUUUGGCGUUUUUCGUGUCUCUUUAAUUGGUUUAUGGGUCUGCAUCUUGCCUGGGCCCAUGAUUCUCACGAUACCUCUUUUGAAGUGUUUAUAGCAUGCUAGAACAGAUUCAUACAUAACCUCGGGUUUUCUAGAACAUGAGACCACAAAGUUUGUACUACGACGCUUUCUCAACCCUCAAGAUUGAUGUUCGAUGCUAGAGGUACCGCAGCUCGCCCCGUGACUAGCGUGGGUUUUGGGCAUCGACGACAUCGAGCUCCUGGCGUGGUCCACUAGCCACAUUCCGGUUGGCUUCCCGCCAUCGUAUGCGCCCUUCUCUUCGACGUCGGGAUUCUCUAGGGAUGACGCCGGCCGUCCACAUCUGACCAGGGUUUAUUCCAUCAUGUGGCCGUCGUCAUCGUCGUGAACUAAUUGUUCUCAAGUCCAUCGAGUCACGAUCCAUGUCCCAGCAUGCUCUCAUAUAGGCCGGGCAGCCAGUCCUUCAGUUACAAUAAAUGAUACCAAGAGUAGGAGUUUCGGUAACAAAGUAGUAACG